This is a messenger RNA of Neltuma alba, 2572 nucleotides long. Its product is annotated as ATP-dependent zinc metalloprotease FTSH 2, chloroplastic. Lineage: Eukaryota; Viridiplantae; Streptophyta; Magnoliopsida; Fabales; Fabaceae. The transcript is spliced from 5 exons. Gene Ontology annotation, cellular component: chloroplast thylakoid membrane. Gene Ontology annotation, molecular function: zinc ion binding; ATP binding; ATP-dependent peptidase activity. The record is from RefSeq and is a predicted model, not a curated record. Gene Ontology annotation, biological process: proteolysis. The coding region runs from base 136 to 2220 and encodes 694 amino acids.
CUUGUGUAUAACCCCAUACACGUCUCUCCUGUAAUCUGCAUCACCCUCUGCGCCCCAAGGCCCAGAGCUUCUCUUGUUCCCUUGCAAUCUCUCCCAGAAUCUCUCCCGAGGUUUACAACUUUGUCAGCACUGAAUAUGGCGUCAGCAUCAUCAGUUUGUGUUGUUGGAAACAGUUUAUCCACACAGAAUAAUAAAAGAACUUUUAGCAAGGACUUCCACCGAAGGUAUCUGACUUCAUCAUGGAGACUUCCGUCAUCAAAUAGGGCAUCAAAGUCAUUUUACAUAAAGGCAUCCUCAGAUCAAAAGCAGCAUGAGAGGAGAAGAGGCUUUCUGAAACUGCUUGGAGGUGCAGGAGUGGGUUUACCUGCAUUAUUGGGAAAUAGGAAAGCACUUGCUGAUGAACAAGGGGUUUCCUCCUCUCCAAUGUCUUAUUCUAGAUUUUUGGAGUAUUUGGACAAGGAUAGAGUUAAGAAGGUGGAUUUGUUUGAGAAUGGAACCAUAGCUAUUGUUGAGGCUGUCUCUCCGGAGUUGGGUAAUAGGGUGCAGCGAGUCAGGGUUCAACUUCCAGGACUCAGCCAAGAACUUCUCCAGAAAUUUAGGGAAAAGAACAUUGACUUUGCAGCUCAUAAUGCCCAAGAAGAUUCAGGUUCUCUGUUGUUUAACCUGAUUGGAAAUCUAGCUUUCCCUCUGAUCUUGAUUGGAGGGCUGUUCCUUCUAUCAAGGCGAUCAUCUGGAGGGAUGGGUGGUCCUGGUGGGCCUGGCUUUCCUCUUGCUUUUGGUCAAUCUAAAGCUAAGUUUCAAAUGGAACCCAAUACUGGAGUGACAUUUGAUGAUGUUGCUGGGGUGGAUGAAGCAAAGCAAGAUUUUAUGGAGGUGGUGGAAUUUUUGAAGAAACCAGAGAGGUUCACUGCUGUUGGGGCUCGUAUUCCAAAAGGAGUUCUUCUUGUAGGCCCUCCUGGAACUGGAAAGACACUAUUAGCCAAGGCUAUUGCUGGUGAAGCUGGAGUUCCAUUUUUCUCAAUCUCAGGUUCUGAGUUUGUUGAGAUGUUUGUUGGUGUUGGUGCUUCUCGAGUUCGUGAUUUGUUCAAGAAGGCCAAAGAGAAUGCGCCCUGCAUUGUAUUUGUUGAUGAAAUUGAUGCUGUUGGACGACAAAGAGGAACUGGAAUUGGUGGGGGAAAUGAUGAAAGAGAACAGACCCUCAACCAACUUUUAACUGAAAUGGAUGGGUUUGAAGGAAAUACUGGUAUCAUUGUAAUUGCAGCAACUAACAGGGCUGACAUUCUUGACUCUGCUUUGUUGAGACCUGGCCGUUUUGAUAGACAGGUGACUGUAGAUGUUCCAGAUGUUCGGGGAAGGACUGAGAUCCUUAAGGUUCAUGCCGGCAAUAAGAAGUUCGAUGCCGAUGUUUCUCUUGAUGUAAUUGCAAUGAGAACACCUGGUUUUAGUGGAGCAGAUCUUGCAAACCUCUUGAAUGAAGCAGCUAUAUUGGCUGGACGUCGUGGAAAGACAGCAAUUUCAUCUAAAGAGAUUGAUGAUUCCAUAGAUAGAAUUGUGGCUGGAAUGGAAGGAACAGUGAUGACUGAUGGGAAGAGCAAGAGUUUAGUGGCAUAUCAUGAAGUCGGGCAUGCCAUUUGUGGAACUUUGACUCCUGGUCAUGAUGCUGUACAAAAGGUAACCCUAAUUCCACGUGGUCAAGCUCGGGGUCUUACUUGGUUCAUUCCUUCGGAUGACCCCACUCUGAUCUCCAAACAACAACUUUUUGCAAGAAUUGUUGGUGGACUUGGUGGUAGAGCUGCAGAGGAAAUUAUUUUCGGUGAACCUGAGGUUACGACAGGAGCAGCUGGUGAUUUGCAGCAAAUCACUGGUUUGGCCAGACAGAUGGUAACGACAUUUGGAAUGUCUGAGAUUGGCCCAUGGUCGCUUAUGGACGCUUCAGCUCAGAGUGCUGAUGUCAUCAUGAGGAUGAUGGCCAGGAACUCGAUGUCAGAAAAGCUCGCAGUAGACAUUGACAUGGCGGUCAAGAGGAUAUCAGAUGAAGCAUAUGAAAUUGCACUUGGCCACAUAAGGAGCAACAGGGAGGCCAUUGACAAGAUUGUGGAAGUGCUUCUGGAGAAGGAGACAAUGAGCGGGGACGAAUUCCGGGCGCUUCUGUCAGAAUUUGUUGAAAUUCCAGUUGAAAAUCGGGUGCCGCCUUCAACUCCUACACCGGUUUCUGUUUGAAGAGCCUGUCGUUCGAGUUGAACCCUCUCUUGUUCCGGACAGUCUUUGGUGAGGGAGAAAAAGAGACACAAAUUUGUGCAGGACAGUCGUUUGUCUCUCUUCCAGAAAUUAUUUCCAGUGCGAGAGGAUGUGUGGCAGUCAUUGUUAGUGUAGCACUAGAUUCUGCAUACUCAGAUUUUUGAAACUGUAAAAUAUUUGUAAUAUGUAUUAUAACUUAGAAUACUGCCUGAUACAAAUACGUGAAUUGGGAACAAAAAAAAGGCUACUAGCGCUUUCCUUGUGUAAAGCAACGAAGAGUCUGUAUAUCAGACCAAAGACUAAAGCUUGAAUGUGAUGAUAUUUAGUUUUCAAA